AUGGCGCCUGCCAAUACAGAAGGCAAGGCUGCUUACCAGAAAGACGAAAAAGCGCUAUGCUUUCAUGGCGAGCUGCUCUACGAGGCCAAGAUACUCGACACUCGAAGACAGGAUCCAAAAGACAAAAGUAGUCCUUUCGAGUAUCGAGUUCACUACAAGGGAUGGAAAAACACCUGGGACGAUUGGGUGCCUCAAGAUCGUCUUCGCAAAAACACUGAGGAGAACCGUGAACUCGCAGUAAACCUCAAGAAGGCUGCUCAAGAGCAGAACGCACCAAGAUCUGCAAAGCCAUUAGCUGCUGCCAAAGGCAGAAAAGGCCAAGCAUCUGAGAUUGGUUCUGGUCGAGGCAGUGAGGUUAGAGACUCUUCUGUACCGGCUCGAGAUACUCUGUCCCACGUGAAAUCUACGACGUACGCCAUGGCCAAGUGGAAGGAAACGGUCCGACUGCCAGACGGUUCACUGAGGGUCGUCGCAUCUGGAAAGUUCCCACUGCCAAAGAAGAAGGACGCCACCCAUGAUGAGGCCAGAAAGGAGGCCAGCAAGGAUAAGGCUGCGUCAGAGGCUAUGAAGCAGGCCGCAUCAGCUGGCGCAACUGAGGAGACCGCACCAAAAGCUCUCAACUUCGACUGGAGCAACGGUGGUCCUCCCACCCACAAAUGGGCUGAUGUUUUGGGAAGCUUCGAUGGUCGUGAAGCUCCACCACAUAAAAGACACAUCAAGAUGCAGCUCCCGAAGCAGCAGAGGGGCUCAAUGAAACCGCUUGGGAAUCAAGACGCUGUCGGCGUAGAAUCUUCUGCAGUGACGGGGAAGCGCAAGGCGGCCGAAGCAGCUGAAGCCACAAUGAUACCUUCAAAAAAGCGAAAGACUGCGGCUGAACCUACAAGCGGUACCAAAGACCAAACGACCUCAAACCCAGUACGUAACAAGGCUCGAGAACAGCUGCCGGAGCCAGACACUAAGAUAGCCUUAGCUGAACCUUCUGGAAGAGUCACCCGAAAGCGACAGCGAGACGAGUCUGACGACAGGGAUGGAGGACCAGUAAAGCGUGCAAAGACUGCUGAGGUUGAGGUCCAGAAGGAGCAAGCAAAAGCAAGCGCGAAGCCUGCAAGGGUGCAGACGCCAGCAGCACAAGCAGAUGCCCGCGCAAGUGCUGCAGAGAACGGCACCAAAGGCUCGAAGAAGCGACAGCAGGCGUGUAGAGUAUGCCGUAGAAGGAAGACUAGAUGCAGCGACGAGUGUUAUGCCAAGAAUGAGGGUCAGCCAAAGCAAGAGAGUCAAGAUCAAGUCCAGUCAGAAAAUUCUCUGAAAGUUACCUUCACGACUAGCGACGAUCCACGAACCAUACGCGAGCUCCUAGCUGAUGCAAAGAAGAAACGUCAGAAUGAAGUUCCACAGCAAGUCGUCUCACAACCAGCAGACACCACAAGCGCCGAGAAAGUCGUUCAGGACUACUAUAUGGUUGGCUUCAUGCGCGUUCCAGCUCGACCAUCCAAGAAUGAAAAGGAAGGCUCAUUAACGUCAUCUUCCUCGUCUACUACACGACCUACGGUUCAGAUUGACGUCCGUCCUCCGGCUGGUGUCAAGAUAAAGCCUCCGCCAAAAAAGUUGCAGCAUAAAUCACAACCUCAUAAACCGCAUCCCAAGUUCUUCCUGAAGCGACAGUUGGCACCCAUGAUUCAGCGGCGUCAACGUGAAUUUGCCAACAAUCAAUAG
This is a messenger RNA of Lithohypha guttulata, 1713 nucleotides long. RefSeq names its product Esa1p-associated factor. NCBI's taxonomy places the organism in Eukaryota, Fungi, Ascomycota, Eurotiomycetes, Chaetothyriales, Trichomeriaceae. The coding region runs from base 1 to 1713 and encodes 570 amino acids. Gene Ontology annotation, biological process: regulation of DNA-templated transcription; chromatin organization. The transcript has 3 exons. The record is from RefSeq and is a predicted model, not a curated record. Gene Ontology annotation, cellular component: Rpd3S complex; NuA4 histone acetyltransferase complex; nucleus.